AUGAGCACCCAUUUUUGUGACGACACCGUAACUAAGGAGGAAGAGGUGCUCGUACCUCGAGAGGACCUCACUGUACCAUGUGAGGCACUCGAGAGGUACAAAGAGAGCGGCUUCCUUCUGGAUGAAGACAAGAUGAAAGGAGUUGAUAGAGGGGAACCGACUGCACCUUGUUACGUUUACAAACCUGCCUCUCUCAAGAUGCAAAAGGUUCAGGAGACGUCUAGGAGGAAAUGCUGCCCAGGAUGGGAAGGAAAACUCUGUGAUCAAACAAUGUGCAGUCUUCCCUGUAAGAAUGGCGGCAGUUGUAUUGCUCCUAAUAAGUGUACUUGUCCAUAUGGAUUCAAAGGACACCAGUGUGAACGAAAUGUCAUCGGUAAGAAUGUUUGCUUAUAA
This is a messenger RNA of Asterias rubens (European starfish), 393 nucleotides long. RefSeq names its product protein shifted-like. Gene Ontology annotation, biological process: anatomical structure development. The coding region runs from base 1 to 393 and encodes 130 amino acids. The transcript has 4 exons. Gene Ontology annotation, cellular component: extracellular region; cell surface. NCBI's taxonomy places the organism in Eukaryota, Metazoa, Echinodermata, Asteroidea, Forcipulatida, Asteriidae. Gene Ontology annotation, molecular function: signaling receptor binding. The record is from RefSeq and is a predicted model, not a curated record.